This is a messenger RNA of Lytechinus variegatus (green sea urchin), 562 nucleotides long. RefSeq lists its product as uncharacterized. NCBI's taxonomy places the organism in Eukaryota, Metazoa, Echinodermata, Echinoidea, Temnopleuroida, Toxopneustidae. The transcript has 4 exons. The record is from RefSeq and is a predicted model, not a curated record. Bases 1 to 516 code for a protein of 171 amino acids.
AUGUCUUACCCUGGUGAAGGAAAGGGAAUGUCAAAUUACGGACUAAGCCACCAGACCCCAGAGCAACAAAAACUCCUUUGGGUCGAAAUAGUUGGAAGAGAGCAGCGAAUAAAGAAGAGUCAUAUAGCUAUCAAAGGAGAUAAAUCAGGGAUAUGGAAAGGAAGCGGAAAUCAUAAAACAUCCAAUGAGAAAGGAGAGGAAGAAAUCACUUACUUCAACAAUCAUAAAAAGCACGAACCAAACUCAACUUACGAUCGUCUUUUCCACGUGAAGCAUGGCUACCAGAGUAAGAUACAUAGAGACGAUCGUGAACAUACACGAGGACUCAAUGUACAUGACGAGGAAUCCGCCAAAGCUGUUCCAGCUCUCUCCUCUUCAGCAUACGGCCAUCGACCCCCGUUUGAGAAGACGACACGCAAGCACGCCCGCAUCGAGAGGGUAAUGAAAGGAUUUUACCGUCACCGCGGAACAAAUCUACCCGAAUAUGCAACGGAGGCCGAACAUGAACAUCAUUAAAACCAAAUGGUUAUAACACACACAUGGAGAUUGAAGAUUGAGGAAU